AUGCAAAACACACAGGCCUUGGUGACGGGGGGCACUGGGUUUUUGCAGAGCACUGUGCAAAGAGGAACAAGAAAACUGCCUUUUCAAGCAGAGGGGCAUCAGGAAGGGGAAGAUGAAUACUUUGGCAGCUUCUGGGUGCAGCUUUUUCCUGCCCCCCCCCUUUCUUACCCAGGUUUGGUGAUUGUAAAUAUGUGCCUCCUCAGCUUCUUAGCCAUCAGUCAAAGAUGCAACGGAGGGCGGGAGCAUCCCAGUGCCAUGUGCGGGCAGAACUGGAGGAGUCAGGCGGGGGAGCCACGACUGUGGGCUUGUUCUGCUAUCUGA
This is a messenger RNA of Podarcis lilfordi (Lilford's wall lizard), 321 nucleotides long. The record is from the annotation of a GenBank genome assembly. Lineage: Eukaryota; Metazoa; Chordata; Lepidosauria; Squamata; Lacertidae.